Molecule: messenger RNA, 1170 nt
Organism: Purpureocillium takamizusanense
Lineage: Eukaryota; Fungi; Ascomycota; Sordariomycetes; Hypocreales; Ophiocordycipitaceae
Gene: ISA2
Product: [4Fe-4S] proteins maturation
Exons: 2
Coding region: 243-959 (238 amino acids)
Biological process (GO): iron-sulfur cluster assembly
Cellular component (GO): mitochondrion
Molecular function (GO): 4 iron, 4 sulfur cluster binding; iron ion binding; 2 iron, 2 sulfur cluster binding
Source: RefSeq, a predicted model, not a curated record
CUCUGCCUUCGGGCACAGGUGCCUGGCCUGGCCUGGCCUAGCUUCCCACAGGCAGCCCGGUCCAAGGCCGCUUACCUCAGCGACUCUGCCGCUGGCCACUGACCUUGCGCCUAUUGCUGGUUAGCACAGCGGGAGGACUCGGCUGAAGCUGUCCCCCUCGGCCGCCGCAUCUUUUGCUCGUCGAUUUCUCAGCAGCAAAAGCACUCACCUCAACCCAUGGCACACUUGACGAGACCGAUGACAUGACGCCUCUUCGCUGUGUUAACGGCGCCUCUGCAGCGCGAUCGUUCGUGCAAGUAGCCAGUCGUGGCUAUUCGACAGGUACAGCAUACGCUACGGUCCUCCCCGACUUUCUCGUUCCGCGUGGUGCCGCCUUCGUCCGUCGUCGGAUAGACAGAACCCUGCCAAGGGCACCUUGCUCUAGUUCACGGCCAUCUAGGUCUUCACAUAUGUCAUCCCCGACACGGGCUUGCCAGAUAAGAAAUUUUUCUGCAUCUGUUGUCCACAAUGCAACGACCUGUGUUCUCAACCCGCAAAAGGACGAGGAUGGCAAGGACAUGGUUCUUGAGAUCACCCCACGCGCAGCCAAGCGUCUAUCUGAUAUCAUGAAAAAAGACGACAACCCCAACCUUGCGCUGCGUAUCCAAGUUGAGAGCGGUGGUUGCCACGGCUUCCAGUACAUGAUGAGCCUCGUUACGAUACCAGCUCAGGGUGCCGAGGAAUGGUCCUCCGUCGUCAACGAGGACGACAGCAUUUUUCAGUACACACCGGACGAAGCUGAGUCGACGCCGAGCGCCAAUGGUCCUAGGAUAAUACUCGAUGAGCCGUCCCUCGACCUACUAAAGGGAAGCAAGGUCGAUUUCACGAUGGAAUUGAUUGGGUCGCAGUUUAAGAUUGUUGACAAUCCGUACGCGACGAGCAGUUGUGGCUGCGGUACGAGCUUCGACAUCAAGAUGUAGCUUGCGCAAACGGCCCCGACAAACCUCCGCUCACAUGGCAGUCUAUCUAUAUAAUAUUGUACAUAUGUACCAUACCCUUGCAUGUCCGAGACUGUCAACGGCGAUUAGAACUGUACGAUGCAUGAGAGAGACUUGCAUACUCUUCACAGAAUAUAGGCAAACAAGCAUUAUCAACGGGCCGUCACACGAUGGAAGCUCUUGUCAUUCAGAG